UUCAUUCAUGAAAAUAAAGUGGAUCAUAAUAGUGUUGAUAACACGAUCUGAAGAGUGGAAAGACAACACUUUAUCCGGAUGUUCAAAUCAUUUUUUUUGUUUUUAAAAACCGACUUGUUUAAUGUUUUCAUGCAGAAUAAACAGUGAACUAAUAUCUCAAAAAUGGCUUGCGGCUCAUUACUGACACCAAAUGUGUUCAUCUCGGAACUUGAUCAGAUUCUGAACAUCUUAGAACGAGGCACAAUCGUCACACGAUUUUAUUUGAAGAAGCGGCCUGAGAAACGAACACUAAAGCUACGCAAGGAAACACGACAGAUUCUAUGGUCAAGGACAAGCAGUAGCAAUAAUAAAACCUUUGAUGGCUCUUUGGACCUCAAAGAUGCCAAAGAAGUACGCUGUGGUAGAAAUAGUAAAGAAUUUGAUAGAUGGCCUGAUGAAUUGAAGAAAUUUGAAGCGACCAAAUGUUUUGUCAUAUUUUAUGGCAAUGAGUUCAAGUUGAAAACUCUGUCUAUAGUUGGUAUGCUUGCUUACUUUAUGGAUUAYUUGUUUUCAAAACAAAAUGAGAUAUGGGAUCAAUAUUAUGACAAUAUAUUUCAGGAUAUGACAAAACCUCUUUCGCAUUAUUGGAUAGCAUCUUCUCAUAAUACCUAUUUAACUGGUGAUCAAGUAUCUAGUGAAAGUUCAGUUGAGGCAUAUGUAAGGUGUUUACGCUGGGGAUGUCGCUGUAUAGAAUUAGAUUGUUGGGAUGGACCAGAUGGAUUGCCAAUAAUAUAUCAUGGACAUACAUUAACCAGUCGUAUAAAAUUUUUAGAUGUCCUAAAAACGAUUAAAGAACAUGCUUUUAUUGCUUCGCCGUAUCCAGUUAUUUUGUCAAUAGAAGACAACUGUUCAAUACCACAACAGCGAAAUAUGGCAUCAACUAUGAUUGACRURUUAGGGGAUAUGUUACUUACACAACCAGUUGACCGGAAUGAAACUAAAAUGCCUUCACCUGAACAACUUAUGUAUAAGUUCAUAAUUAAACAUAAAAGACUUCCAGAGAAAGUUAAUGGAGACCAAGCUGUCACAAUAAGAAAUAAUGAUGAUUCUAAGGACACUGAUUUAAGAAACACGAAAAAAAAUGGAGUACUUUAUCUUGAAGAUUUGCUUGAAAAAGAAUGGAGACCUCAUUUUUUUGUACUUUCUGGUAACAAACUUUAUUAUACAGACCUMUGUAAAUCAGAUAUUGAUAAUGAAGAUGAAGCAGAUGGAGGAGAGUUGGAAACUAGUGAUAUAUCUAGUGCAAAUCGAUUGAGAGAAGGUAUACCUAAUGAUGAAUUACAUUUUGGAGAAUACUGGUUUCAUGGAAAAUUAGCUCGUGGUAGAAAUGAAGCUGAAGAACUAUUGAAGCAAUAUCAGCAUUUGGGAGCUGGUACAUUUUUAGUAAGACAAAGUGAUACAUUCAUUGGUGAUUAUUCCCUUUCAUUCUGGCAUCUAGGUAAAGUAAACCACUGCAGAAUACGUUCAAAGCAUGACAGAGGACAAAUAAAGUAUUAUUUGAUUGACGGUGCUGCAUUUGACAGUUUAUAUAGUUUGAUAACUUAUUAUCGUACAUAUCCAUUACGUAUACAAGAAUGYUAUAUUAUUUUGAACGAACCUGUACCUCAGCCUUUAAAACAUGAAGGGAUGAAUUGGUAUCUUCCUCAUGUUUGUAGAAGUCGAGCUGAGGCAUUAUUGCGACGAGUGCCACAUGAAGGUGCAUUUUUGGUGCGACCAUGUGAAAAUGACAAACAUCUUUAUGCUAUUUCAUUUAGAGCUGAAAAGAAGAUUAAACACUGCCGCAUUAAACUUGAAGGGCGAUUGUACACUAUUGGUGUAAAACAGUUUGAAAGCCUAGUGGAACUUAUUAAAUAUUAUGAACAAAACUACUUAUAUAAAAAAAUAAAGCUGUGUUUUCCUGUAAAUGAAGAUAUUGUUCAAAGAAUGGGAACUGAUAUUGAUGAUUCUUCAAUUUCAUGUACACCUGGUUAUAUGGAUCCGAGUAGUUUCAUAAAGAAGGUUACUGUGAAAGCAACAUUUGAUUAUGAGAGCCGACAAGAUGAUGAAUUAUCAUUUUGCAAGCAUGCUGUAAUUACAAAUGUAGUGAAACAGGACAGUGGUUGGUGGCGUGGUGAUUAUGGUGGAAAACGGCAACAUUGGUUUCCCAGUAAUCACGUAGAAGAAUUACAAGAGGCACACAUAGAAAAAUCUGACAGUGGGUCAACAGAAUCUAUGUUUUUGGGGAAUUCACAAAAAGGAAGUUUAGACUUAACUGGUGCUUUAGUCGAGAUCGGCAAAUUAAAUCAACUGAAACUUGAGUGGAUGAUCAAAAUACAAACCUCUAAUGCAUGCACCCCAUUCGUUGUWGGUGCAGUGUCACGAGAACAAGCAGAAGAAUGGAGAAAUCUUAUUAUUGAAACUGCCCAUAAUGCCAGUGCAAGAGAAACUGAAAAUAAAAAAAUGGAAAGACAGUUGAAAAUUGCCAAAGAAAUAUCUGAUCUUAUUAUUUAUUGUCGAUCAGUGGCUUUUUGUCUAGAAACACAAAGAGAACGUGGAUUUGUACACAAUGAAAUGUCUUCGUUUCCCGAAAAUAAAGCGGAAAAACUUAUGUGUCAUCAAGAAAGCGUAUUCUUCUUUCGUUAUCAUCAAGUUCAAUUUAGUAGAGUGUUUCCAAAAGGACAACGUAUUGACUCCUCUAAUUAUUCRCCAAUAGCUAUAUGGAAUACAGGAUGUCAAAUGGCUGCUCUAAAUUACCAGUCACCAGAUAAAGCAAUGCAGUUAAAUCAAGCCAAAUUUCGUUUAAAUGGUGGUUGUGGAUAUGUUUUAAAACCAGAUUAUAUGUUAGAUGAAAGUGAUAAACUCUCGACUAAUUGGAUGGAAGAGACAUUAUCACUAACUGUUUGUAUUAUUGCUGGUCGACAUGUUGGUAGACCAGGUCGCAACGGAAUUUCUAAUCCAUUCGUUAUUGUUGAAGUGUAUGGAGCUGAAUACGAUUCAGGAUUGAAACUAAAUACACGCACAAUACCUGAUAAUGGAUUUAAUCCAGUUUGGAAUGAAACUUCUGAGUUUGAAAUUGCAAAUCCUGCAGUUGCAUUUAUUAGGUUUGUUGUGAAUGAUGAAGACAUGUUUGGUGAUUCGAAUUUCAUAGGACAAGGAACUUAUUCGAUAAUUUCAUUGAGGUCAGGUUAUAGAAGCGUUCCACUAAAAAAUGGCUAUUCUGAAGAUAUUCCUUUGGCGUCUCUCUUAGUACAUAUCACAAUUAGAAGUAAUACUGUUAGUAAACCAAAUAAUAACUUUUUUUUUAAAUCUAUUCAAAGUUAAUUAUUUUGAGCCUAAUAUACUAAGUGAUGAUUUCUAGUUGUAUUUAUAAACUCUUUCAUUUAAAUUAAUAAUAAAAAUUUAUCACUUUCAUUGUAAGCAUAAUAUUUUACAUAAUAUAUAAAUUCAGUAGAGAUGCAAUUUU
Molecule: messenger RNA, 3481 nt
Organism: Diuraphis noxia (Russian wheat aphid)
Lineage: Eukaryota; Metazoa; Arthropoda; Insecta; Hemiptera; Aphididae
Product: small wing phospholipase C gamma 1
Biological process (GO): positive regulation of epithelial cell migration; phosphatidylinositol-mediated signaling; release of sequestered calcium ion into cytosol
Cellular component (GO): ruffle membrane
Molecular function (GO): calcium ion binding; protein binding; phosphatidylinositol-4,5-bisphosphate phospholipase C activity
Source: RefSeq, a predicted model, not a curated record